Messenger RNA from Penicillium malachiteum, 1671 nucleotides. RefSeq lists its product as uncharacterized. Gene Ontology annotation, cellular component: Golgi apparatus. Gene Ontology annotation, biological process: endoplasmic reticulum to Golgi vesicle-mediated transport; endocytosis; intra-Golgi vesicle-mediated transport. The coding region runs from base 1 to 1671 and encodes 556 amino acids. The transcript is spliced from 6 exons. The record is from RefSeq and is a predicted model, not a curated record. NCBI's taxonomy places the organism in Eukaryota, Fungi, Ascomycota, Eurotiomycetes, Eurotiales, Aspergillaceae. Gene Ontology annotation, molecular function: GTPase activator activity; metal ion binding.
AUGUCUCGACGCGCGACACCGGGCCAGGCUGCCCAAAACCAGCAGACCAUUAAGGCUCUGUUGAAAUUAGAGACCAACAAGAUCUGUGCUGACUGCAAGCGCAACAAGCACCCUCGAUGGGCAUCAUGGAAUCUGGGUAUCUUUAUUUGUAUUCGGUGCUCGGGAAUCCACCGUGGAAUGGGUACACACAUUAGUCGAGUCAAGUCUGUGGACCUCGACGCCUGGACCGACGAACAACUUCAGAGUGUGAUUAAAUGGGGCAAUAGCAAAGCCAAUAAGUAUUGGGAAGCUAAGCUAGCACCUGGCCAUGUGCCAUCUGAUGCUAAGAUCGAAAACUUCAUUCGCACCAAGUAUGAGUCUAAGCGCUGGGUGAUGGAUGGUCCUAUGCCGGAUCCCUCAACUCUCGGAGAUGAUGACGAUGUCCCACUUGCUGUCGUACAGGAAAAAGCGAAGAUUGAACGCUCUGCCUCCCAAAGAGCCGCCCCUAGUCAGUCUCCCGUCCGGCGACCACAGCCUUCGAUUGACCUAUUCGGCGAUGAUAUCUCUCCUCCUGUGCGCCCUAGUACCACCGAGCCUGCUAGUCGCGCGCCGCCAAAGCCCUCCCAGCUUAUUCAACAACCCAAGGCACAGAAGCCAGGUGAUUCUUUACUUGGUCUCGAUUUCUUUGGCAGCACCCAGCCAACUGCCGCAAGUCGCCCGGCGAGCACUUCUUCCACACCUGCCGCUCCCAGUGGCAUGUCCCGUCCAGAUCUGAAACAGUCGAUCUUAUCCCUCUACUCGAAGCCCCAGCCUGCCCCAGUGCAGCAUGAGCGCAAUAAUUCUUUUGGAGACAUGGCUGCUCCGGCAGUCCACUCUGCAUCUUCGAACAUGGGUGGUUUGACAGACGCUUUCAGCGGACUGAGCUUCCCCACCACUACUUCCCCUCCCCUGCCCAAGCCGGCUGAGAAGCCGUCUCCUUUCGCCAAUCUCACCAGUUUCUCGACCACCAAGUCAACUCCUGCGGCUCCCAAGGUGACUUCGCCGUCGGGUUCAGCUAGUGGCGGCUUUUUUGAUAGCCUGACCUCCCCCCACUUUUCACGAAAUACUUCUUUCUCGAACUCCCAAGACUUCGGUUUCGGUGGAUUUACUUCUCCGCCGCCACCCAAGCCUUCAAAGCCCAACCCCCCGUCGUCAGCUUUCUCUAACGAUCUCUUCGACCUCUCUUCCCCAUCUAUGACCUCGGCCGCACCCCCGAAGCCCAGAGUCACCUCUCCGCAACAAGACAUGAGCUCUGCAUUUAAUCUCUCCAGCCCAUCUUUCCAGUCUCACGCACCUCCAAAGCCCCAGGCGCCCGCUGCCACCAUUGCUGCCGCCGGUAUUAUGGAUCCCUGGGGUGGAAAUGCCUGGAGCACUCCUGAUCCCGCCCCAGCACAUGUCCCAGCUCCCGCCACUCCUGCCGCUUCCAUGAUGAAGGUCCCCGAUACCUUGACCGCUAAUGACUUCGGAGGCGGCUGGAGUGCUCCCAGUGCGGCAUCCAAGCCAGCCCCUGCUGUGGCUGAGGAUGAAGACUUUGGAGGCUGGACAAGUGCUGCGCCCGUUUCUUCCGGACCUACUAUUACCUCGAACAACUCAACCAAGCCGGCAGGCGGGUUUGGUGGAUCUGACGACCUAUUCUCCAAUGUGUGGGAGUAA